Rangifer tarandus platyrhynchus (Svalbard reindeer) is the source of this 3438-nucleotide messenger RNA. NCBI's taxonomy places the organism in Eukaryota, Metazoa, Chordata, Mammalia, Artiodactyla, Cervidae. The record is from the annotation of a GenBank genome assembly.
AUGACCAUGUAUCUGUGGCUUAAACUUCUGGCAUUUGGCUUUGCCUUCCUGGACACUGCAGUGUUUGUUGCAGGAAACUCUACCCCUCCUAACACUCCAGAUGAGCAGACCACGACCCCUGCACUGACCACUGCAUCCAACGUUAGCACUGCAACUGCUCCCUCAACCAUAGCUCCUACUAAUGCAUCUAAGCCAUCAUGUGAGGACAAAUACAGAGGUGUGUCUGUGAGCUACGUUUUUAACAAGGACAAUAACACAUUUACUGCAACACUGGAUGUUAAGGAAGAAUGUAAACCUCCUGAAUGUAAAAAGGAGUACAGUGGCCUGCAUGCCUGUGAAAAUAAGAACAUCAGCAUGUCACACUCUUCAUGCGAGCCUCCAUUUCAAUAUCUCUUAGAGGUACCACCAGAUCCUAAUGAGUUUGAGCUGAAAGACUGUGUGCAACCUGAAGAAGCAGCUACUUCCCUUUGUUUACGUUGGCAAAACAAACAAUUCAAGUGUGAUAAAACUAAAAUUGAAUACAAAUUUAAAUGUGGUAACCAUUCUCAAGUUGGUAAGAAUUACACGUUUCAAGUGAGGGAACUUAAACCCAGAACUAGUUAUACUUGUAGUUCACAAGUAUUCUAUAAUCAACAGCUUCUUAUUAGCCAAAAUCAAACCAUUGAAACAAAUUUUGAAGUACCAGGAGAACCUCAGAAUUUUGCUUGUUCUGCUACAAAUGCAACUGAAGGAAACAUUGCCUGGACACCACCUCAAAAUUAUUUUGAUAGCUUCUCUCUUUGCUAUCAGAAAAUUUUGAUACAAGGUAACAAUAUUUGCUUCACUCUGAAUAAAACCCAGCACAGAAUGGAUUUGCGCCAUUUGACACCUUACACAGAAUAUGAGGUAUUGUUACAGGCCCUCGUCAAAGGAAGAACAGUUCGCAAGAGCAGAAAUGUGACCUGUCGAUUUAAUACAACUGCAACAUAUCCAGGCAAGGUAAAAGGUUUAAGGGCUUUACGGAAGACAGAAAAUGCUAUAGAUGUGAGCUGUAAACAUCCUGACCAGCUUAAUGGCCCUGAAGGGUUCUACUAUUUGGAAGUAAGAACUGGAAACACCUUGGUUAAUAGUUAUUCAAGAUCAGAAUGCAAAUUCUCCGUAGAAGAUCUUCAAUAUUUAACAGAAUAUAAUUUUUCGGUCUAUUAUCACAAUACGAUAUAUUCUGGUCUUCCGGAGAGUGCUACAGUAUCAACAUCUUAUAAUGCUAAAGCAGUCAUCAUAUUUUUGGUGUUUCUGAUUAUUGUGACAUCAAUAGCCCUGCUCAUUGUUCUCUAUAAAAUCUAUGAUCUGCAUAAGAAAAGAUCCAGCAAUUUAGAUGAGCAGCAGGAACUAGUUGAAAGGGAUGAUGAGAAGCAGCUGAUGAACGUGGAGCCCAUCCAUGCAGAUGUUUUGCUGGAGACUUACAAGCGAAAGAUCGCGGAUGAAGGAAGGCUCUUCCUGGCUGAGUUUCAGAGCAUUCCACGGGUAUUUAGCAAGUUUUCCAUCAAGGAUGCUCGAAAAUCCUUUAACCAGAACAAAAACCGCUAUGUUGAUAUCCUUCCAUAUGACUACAACCGUGUUGAACUCUCUGACAUAAAUGGAGAUCCAGGAUCAAACUAUAUAAAUGCCAGCUAUAUUGAUGGUUUUAAAGAACCCAGGAAAUACAUUGCAGCACAAGGUCCCAGGGAUGAGACUGUUGAUGAUUUCUGGAGGAUGAUCUGGGAGCAGAAAGCCACGGUUAUUGUCAUGGUCACUCGUUGUGAAGAAGGGAACAAGAACAAGUGUGCAGAGUACUGGCCGUCGAUGGAAGAGGGCAGCCGGGUUUAUGGAGACGUGAUUGUGGAGAUCAACGAGCACAAGAGAUGCCCGGAUUACAUCAUUCAGAAGCUGACUGUUGGAAACAGAAAAGAGAAAGCAAAUGGAAGGGCUGUGACUCACGUUCAGUUCACCAGCUGGCCGGACCACGGGGUCCCCGAAGACCCCCACCUGCUCCUCAAGCUGCGCAGGAGGGUAAACGCUUUCAGCAACUUCUUCAGCGGCCCCAUCGUGGUACACUGCAGUGCUGGUGUUGGGCGCACAGGCACCUAUAUCGGGAUCGAUGCCAUGCUGGAAGGCCUGGAGGCGGAGAACAAGGUGGAUGUCUAUGGCUAUGUUGUCAAGCUCAGACGACAGAGGUGCCUGAUGGUUCAGGUGGAGGCACAGUACAUCUUGAUUCACCAGGCCUUGGUGGAGUACAAUCAGUUUGGGGAGACAGAAGUGAGCCUGUAUGAGUUACACCCAUACCUGUCUAACAUGAAGAAAAGAGACCCGCCCAGUGAGCCUUCCCCACUGGAGGCUGAGUUCCAGAGACUUCCUUCUUAUAGGAGCUGGAGGACACAGCAUAUUGGGAACCAAGAAGAAAAUAAGAGUAAAAACAGGAAUUCUAACGUCAUUCCAUAUGACUUUAACAGAGUGGCCCUGAAACAUGAGCUGGAAACGAGCAAGGAGAGUGAGCAAGACUCGGAUGAGUCCUCUGAUGACGACAGUGACUCGGAAGAGAUAAGCAGAUACAUCAAUGCCUCCUUUGUCAUGAGUUACUGGAAACCUGAAGUGAUGAUUGCAGCUCAGGGACCGCUGAAAGAGACCAUCGGUGACUUCUGGCAGAUGGUCUUCCAAAGAAGAGUCAAGGUGAUUGUUAUGCUGACGGAACUGAGGCGUGGAGACCAGGAAGCCUGUGCUCAGUACUGGGAGGAAGGGAAGCAAACCUACGGAGAUGUGGAAGUUCACAUGAAGGACACCAACAAAUCUUCAGCGUACACCGUUCGUGCCUUUGAACUGAGACAUUCCAAGAGGAAAGAUCCACGAACGGUGUACCAGUACCAAUUUAAUAACUGGAAUGGGGAAGAGCUGCCCGCAGAACCCAAAGAAUUGGUCUUGAUGAUCCAGAAUCUCAAACAAAAACUUCCCAAGAAGAAUUCUGCCGAAGGGACUAAAUAUCACAGGAAUGUGCCUCUUCUCGUCCACUGCAGAGAUGGAUCUCAGCAAACAGGAAUAUUUUGCGCGUUGUUCAACCUCUUGGAAAGCGCUGACACAGAAGAAGUGAUAGAUGUGUUUCAAGCUGUGAAGUCGCUCCGCAAAGCUCGGCCAGGAAUGGUCCCUACCUUGGAGCAAUACCAAUUCCUGUAUGAUGUCAUUGCUAGCACCUAUCCCGCCCAGAAUGGACAAGUAAAGAAAAGCAAGCAUCCAGAAGAUAAGGUUGAAUUUGAUAACGAGGUGGACAAAGCUAAGCCGGAUGCUAACUGCACAAGCCCCGUGGAGGCCCUGGAGAAGACUCUGGAAGGAGAGAAAGAGGCUGGAGGUGCCAAACCCACGGAAGGUGCUGAGGGGCCGGAGCAUGCUGCCAAUGGUCCCGCGAGUCCGGUUGUAACUCAGAGUGCAUAG